Labeo rohita (rohu) is the source of this 3294-nucleotide messenger RNA. RefSeq names its product major facilitator superfamily domain containing 14Bb (gene slc71a2b). Lineage: Eukaryota; Metazoa; Chordata; Actinopteri; Cypriniformes; Cyprinidae. The record is from RefSeq and is a predicted model, not a curated record. Gene Ontology annotation, biological process: transmembrane transport. Gene Ontology annotation, molecular function: transmembrane transporter activity. Gene Ontology annotation, cellular component: membrane. Bases 117 to 1532 code for a protein of 471 amino acids. The transcript is spliced from 12 exons.
GUUAGAAAGUGGAAGAGAAGAGCGAGAGCGUUAACGAAAGCUGCUCGAAUUAAAACAGCUUCGUUAAUUAAAUCCGAUCGGGAUGAUUGAUUUGUCGAGCAGAAUGUGAGAGUCGGAUGAAAAACAUCAUGCUGAUCAAACACAUCAGACAACGCAGUGUCGGCCGGGCGAAGGUGGCCCAUGCAGUGGUGGUGAUCUUCAUGGAGUUUUUCGCCUGGGGUCUCCUGACCACCCCGAUGCUGACAGUCCUUCAUGAAACAUUUCCACAGCACACGUUUCUCAUGAAUGGCCUCAUUCAGGGCGUCAAGGGAUUUCUGUCGUUCAUGAGCGCUCCUCUGAUUGGUGCCUUGUCUGAUGUUUGGGGCAGAAAGAGCUUCCUGCUGCUCACAGUGUUUUUCACCUGCGCCCCCAUCCCACUAAUGAGGCUCAGCCCAUGGUGGUUUUUCGCUCUGAUGUCCGUGUCCGGACUUUUCUCUGUCACAUUUUCUGUGAUAUUUGCAUAUGUAGCUGAUAUUACAGAAGAGAAUGAAAGAAGCACAGCAUAUGGACUGGUUUCUGCGACAUUUGCAGCGAGUUUAGUGACGAGUCCGGCUAUAGGAGCGUUCCUGUCCUUCCAGUAUGGAGACAGUCUAGUGGUUCUGCUCGCCACCAUCAUCGCAGUGGCUGAUAUUCUGUUCAUCCUGCUGGUGGUGCCCGAGUCCCUGCCGGACAAAAUGAGGCUGUCGUCAUGGGGUUUGCCCAUUUCCUGGGAGCAGGCCGAUCCUUUUGCUUCUCUGAGGAAGGUGGGUAAAGACUCAACAGUGCUGCUCAUCUGUGUCACAGUGUUCCUUUCGUAUCUGCCUGAGGCCGGACAGUAUUCCAGCUUCUUCCUCUAUUUGGGACAGGUCAUUAACUUCUCAUCAGGAGCGAUUGCAGGGUUUAUUGCGAUGGUGGGAAUCCUGUCCAUCGUUGCGCAGACAUUACUGUUAAGCGUUCUAAUGAAGAAGAUAGGAAAUAAAAACACAGUACUGCUGGGACUCGGAUUUCAGCUUUUCCAGCUGGCCUGGUACGGCUUCGGGUCUGAACCAUGGAUGAUGUGGGCGGCCGGUGCCGUCGCCGCUGUGUCCAGUAUCACCUUUCCUGCCGUGAGCGCGCUGGUGUCCCGCUGCACGGAUCGCGACCAGCAGGGAGCCGUUCAGGGCAUGAUCACAGGGAUUCGAGGUCUGUGUAACGGACUUGGCCCGGCCAUGUUCGGAUUCAUAUUCUUCCUCUUCAACGUGGAACUAAAGGAGAUGAGCCCCAUGCAGCCAAACCCUGUUUCACCUGACACUGAAGAGAAGCGUGUGAUUCCAGGUCCUCCCUUCCUGUUUGGUGCGUGUACGGUUAUUCUGGCUCUGCUGGUGGCGGUUUUCAUUCCGGUUCAACACGUGCCGGCGGUGAAGACAUGCAGCACGCGUGUGAUGACUGAGCCUGCAAGCGGCGUCACGGAGAACGGAUCGGUUCCUGUGAGUGACGAAGACAACGAGCCUCUUUUACAGGACAGCAGUUUAUAAACCGAACAGGAAACUCCCGGUUUGGGUUUUAUUCCAGCAGUGUGUCUGACUAGGCUUUUUACAGAAUGUCUAAAUGUCUGUCUUUUUUUUUUUUUUUUUUUUAUCCUUCGGUCUUUGAAAGAGAAUGUGCCUUCUCCAUAUUUUGGCUUACACUGCAAAAAAAGUUUUUUCUCAAUAUUUCUGUCUUGUUUUCAAAUCAAGAUACAUUUACUUAAAAAGCAAAAUAACGCUUAUUAAUGCUUAAAACAAAAAAAGAAUACCUGUGUGGUCAGAAAAAAAAAAUUAAGUUGAUUUUUCUGAGCCCAUUGGCAGAUAUUUGUUCUUUUUUUAUAAGUCAUUUUCCUUUUCAAGUUAAUGUAUCUUGAUUUAAAAAAUCUUUAGAUAUUUAUACUGUAAAACAAGACAAAAAUACUAAAUAAGAAAGUGGUUUUUGCAGUGUAGUUCAUGUGCUGCCGUGUAUCUGAAUGUAAACUGUAGUCCUUUACUAUAUUACUAUAUAACGGCGCUUAACUUGUACAGACUGCAAUAAUAAUGUCAUAGUUAGUUAAGAGCAUUUAAACAUGCAGUGCACGUACAGCCAGAGCGCAGCGUCUUUUAUCGAUAAACAGCACAAAAUGGACAUAAUCAUUGUUCUUUAGGUCAGGUGCAGCUUUGAUAGAUGAAUUAUUACAAAGUUAAUGUAUUUAAUCUGUAAGUCAUUUAUGAGCACCAGCUACUCAACACAGAGCUGCUACCUCACAAUCGACUUGAUUUAAAGGCCAAAAAUUAAAAUAUGCUGAAAAUGUGCACACCUGAGCAUCAGAUUUGAGAAAAAGGUGUCAUUGCAUGACUGUCUGACCAGUGGAUCCACUGAAGUGAAUGGGUGCCGUCAGAACGAGAGUCCAAAUAGCUGAUAAACACCACUCCAGUCUGUCAGUUAACAUCUUGAGAAGACAAAAAAAAUGUUUUAUUAGCUGUUUGGAAUCUAAUUCUGACAGCACCCAUUCACUGCAAUGGAUCCACUGGUGUGAGCACAUUUUCCGCACGUUCUGGCUAAACUAUUCCUGUAAGACAUUAAAUGUUUCUGUGUUGCUGAUGUCCUGAUAUCAUUUCCAGUAUAUUUCCAGAGGUCUGAAUUAUAUGUUUUUAAAACAGCUUUACUGAUUUAUCAUUGCUUUCUAACAGAGCAGACUCUUACUGACUUUUAUGUGAAUUUAUUUAAUUAAAAAGUGUUUUUUUUUUGCAUGUUUAAAGCAGAAUUCGGUUUCCAAACACAUUGCGACUCCAUUAGCAACAGAUGAUCUGAUCAUUUGCAUUUUAUCAUGUUACACACCGCAGCAAUAACCAUGACGAUGGUAACAAAUCCAUGAUGAUUUCUGCUUUAUUGAUGUACUUUUGCAGCACAGAGCAGAGGAAAUGUUUCAAUUGCCAAUUCUGGGGACCUGAUUAUGAUGCAUACUUGAAAAUGAUGUCAGAGCAGAAGUCUAGAUGUGACUCUAUUUAUGCAAUCGGUGCUGUAGAUUGAUGUGCACUGACUCGAGAUGGUCUUAGUCCCACUAAAGUAAUUUUAGAUGUUUUCCAAUGAACUGCACUUUGUUUUUUAAUGAUGUUUCGGCUCUAGGUGCCAUUCUUCAUGUCUAUGCAGCCAUUCCUCGAAGACUGGUUUGUAGAUGCCUUCUGAUGAGAUUUUAUUGAUGUGUUCGAUGCACAUUAAGCAUUCGUUUGUUAUGAGCGUUCGUUGAGCUUUUCAUUGAUCAAUGUUUAAAUAAAUCAUUUCACAUUC